Pocillopora damicornis (cauliflower coral) is the source of this 1585-nucleotide messenger RNA. RefSeq names its product octopamine receptor beta-2R. NCBI's taxonomy places the organism in Eukaryota, Metazoa, Cnidaria, Anthozoa, Scleractinia, Pocilloporidae. Gene Ontology annotation, molecular function: G protein-coupled receptor activity. Gene Ontology annotation, biological process: G protein-coupled receptor signaling pathway. The record is from RefSeq and is a predicted model, not a curated record. Gene Ontology annotation, cellular component: plasma membrane.
UUCACUUCGAAUGAUAUUUCUUUUAUGGCAGCUUCAAUUUCUACGAAUACGUCAAGUGAAGAACAAGCUGAAACUGCGUCAGUAGGUUCCUACAGUGUCCUCCUUGCUUCAUGUGUGGAGAUCUUGUUAUGUUUGUUCGGAACUGUCGGCAACUCCCUCACUAUCGCUGUGAUCUGUAAGAGCAAAUCACUUCAGGUUGUUUCGAACUUCCUCCUGGCAUCCCUCGCCUUUGCCGAUCUCUUAGUAAGCGCUGUUCUCGUACCCAUGCGAGCAUCACAACAUAUGGCCAUGUAUCGCGGAACAACAGUGCCUACGAUGGUGAUCGAAAUCGCUGGGUUUAUUGGUCGUGUGAAUAUUAUUGCAUCAAUAUCUAGCCUGGCUGCAAUGAGUAUCGACCGAUACGUCGCCUUGUCGCACCCGAUAUUUUAUCUUUCAUCGGUGAAGUUUGCAAAGGGACAAGUUUCUUUAGCGAUUACAUUGAUCUGGAUAGUGGCGUUAAUUGUAACGUUUCUUCCUAAAUUUCCAGGCGUUAGUGACAAACCCUUCCUCGCGUUCUUCGUUGGGUUUGUGCUUCUAGUCACCUUAAUCAUCGCGGUAACCUACUAUAAGAUUUUCAAGAUUGCUAGCAAGGCGAUCAGAGAACGUCGCACUAACAGUCGUUUCGCGAGUAAAGUUGUACGUCUUUCGUUCGUUGCGGCCCUUGAACCCAAACUCUGUCACUACGUCGAUAAACAACAGACAGACAGGGAUGCCCGUGUUCAGAAAGGAGAGCGCAAAGCUGCAGGUACGAUCGCUUUUGUGAUUGGAGCGUUCAUAAUUUUGGUGUACCCUCGCAUAAUUCUGAUCCUCUACCACUUUGCCACUCCUGAGACGACUAAGAGCAAAGAAGCUCGUUUUUGGAUUCGUAUUUUAUUGUACAGUAACUCUGUAGUGAAUCCUCCUUUAUACGCGUGGAGACACAACGAAUUUAAGAGAAAAUUUAAGAAGUUUUUUCUCAAGUGCUGGCGAUGUUGCCUCUGUCAAAAGUUGAAAGUAUUGAGAAAAUCCUCUUCAAACAAGACGUUUUCAACGCAUUCUCUCCCACGAAACGAGGCACAUGCUGGAAGUGACGAAAACGAACAGAACACAUAUUCAGUGGAAGAGGUGAAUCACAAAUUGUAGAAGAUUCCAUGGAAGCUGUAUCAAUGGUCACCAAAAUUUUUCACACGUUUUUUUGUUUUUAGGAUAAUAGCAACUUUAACAGCCUCGUCACACGGAGUGAAUCAACCAUUAUUAAUUUUCCGGCUGUGUAAACAAUAAUUCAAUUCGUUAUGUUUGUAUGUCUCGCCUUCUGGAUACUCGGCUUUGUCAUGUGUAUUUAUUUUGAAGAAAACUGCGUCAUUAAGUUUAACAACUCGUCUCUAAAGGAAAUACAAGCGCACGAUAACCAACUUGGAAAUUCACUGUCGACCACAUUAACGUUUUUCAGAACUAAGUGGCUCGGUCUUCACAAACUUGGUUCUUUUCUAAAAUUCCAUGUACAUUGCUCUUUUUUUUUGCAAAUUUUCUCAUUGAAUGACCUGAAAUUAAAAUUCAAGACCAUUUA